CGUCUCCACGGCCCGCCUAUCCCCCAAGCCAAAUAGUAAAUCCAUUCCGCUGCGAAAGAAAAUUCCCAAACACCUCCACGAAUCUCUCUUUCUCCCUCCCUCGCUCUCUCUCUCUCUCUUCUCUCCGGCCAUGUCGGCCGAAGCGGCAGAGGAGAAGGUGGACGCGGCGGAGCCGGAGGAGAACAGGCACUGGGAGACGAAGGACGGGGAGCAAUGGGUGGUCCUGGCUUGCGUGCCGCUCGUCGUCCGCGGCAACUACUUCAGCCCGGGCAUUGAAAACAAGAUCAAGGCCGCCAAAGCUCCGCGCGCCACCCGCCUCGUCGUGCACCGGAGCAUCGCCCCGCGCACCAAGACCAUCUACGACCACCCCUAUGUCGCCGGCGCCGACUGCCAUGGCCGCCUCCUCCUCUACGCCACCCUGGGGUACGAGCUAAAGCCGUCGCUCGUCCUCGACGCCUUCUACUCCAAGCCGGCGCCGCCGUUCGACCACCGCGGCGUACCCGAGGCGUACUUCAUCUGCGACACGCGCACACACAAGUCCACCCGCCUCAACGACCACGGCUUCCACAACUUCCACCCCGGGAACGCUGGCCUCGCCAGCCUCACGGAGGACAUGUACGUCGUCGCCGAUCUCAACCCCGGGGUCGGCACCGACAGGGCCUCCCUGCUCAUAUACUCCUCGGGUUCCGGAAACUGGGAGGAGCAUAUGGUGGACUACCCGCCGCACCACCGUCCCUGGGGCAGCAACGGCGUCGUCGUGCACCAGACGAUAAUCUGGUGGGUGGAUCUCUCCUACGGCCUCCUCGCCUGCGACCUCCGCAUCGAGCCUCACAACCUGCGCUUCGUCCCUCUCCCGGAGGGCUGCGAGAUGCCGCCGAGCACACCGGACCUCGACAGGCGCCGGUGUGUGGGGUUCAGAGGAGGCGACCUGCGGUACAUGCAGAUCCACGAGCGAGUGUUCGACGGCAAACCAAUCGUCAGCAUGUGGACGCUGAUCGAUCAGGAUGCCGGGACUUGGCGCCAUGACUGCGAGGUGCUCGUCAAGGAUAUCUGGGACGACAAGGGCUACAAGGCGACCAAGCUGCCGCGGGAGGUCCCCACGGCGGCGCUCAUCCACCCGGAGCACCCCGGCGACGUGGCCUACUUCUUCCUGCACUCCCGUCUGUUCGGUGUCGACCUGGCCGCGCGCAGAGUCCUGGAGUGGCAGUUCUUCCAGAUGCUGCAUCCGCCGUCGGCUUACCACUCGUCCCGAUUCGUACGUGCCUGGAAGAGGUCGAUCUCUUCAGCCAACGAUGAUACUGGUUCUGUCGAACAGAAAAAAGACGAUCCUCCGCCUCCAGUGCGGCGUACAAGGAAACGACCAACUAAGUACUUGUGGAUCAGGACAAGGGAUACACGUUUAAAGGAUCGACGUCGAAAAGAUCCACGUUGUCGUGGAACCAGAAGGCCAUGAGUGUUGCUAUAGGGAACAUGACGUGUGAUCUCUUUUGUUCGUGUACCUUGUAUAUAUAUAGCAUUGAUCAUGGAAUCGUGUUGGGAUAUAUGUCGUAACACCAUUUUUGUUUCCAAGUGUGCAGAUCAUGUAAACAUCACAAAAUGUGUGUGGAUUAUCAAUCCGCUUUAUAU
Molecule: messenger RNA, 1626 nt
Organism: Oryza brachyantha (malo sina)
Lineage: Eukaryota; Viridiplantae; Streptophyta; Magnoliopsida; Poales; Poaceae
Exons: 2
Coding region: 131-1453 (440 amino acids)
Source: RefSeq, a predicted model, not a curated record